GCUGAGGCAGAGAGUGGAGCGCAGAGGAGAUAAGAGGCUGGAGAUCGCUAAAAUCAGCAUUCAAGUUGGCUCCCAAUUCUUGGUGAAACUCCCAAAGGGAGACUGUUAAGUCAUGAAAUUAAUUGCCAUCAUUUUCCUUUGCUCCAGGCUGCUACUAAGUGUAACCCAGGAGUCCUUGCAAGAAAUCGACUGCAAUGAUGAGGAUGUAUUUAAGGCUGUGGACACGGCUCUGAAGAAAUAUAACAAUGGGAAACAAAGUGGCUACCAGUUUGUGUUGUACCGCGUCAUGGAGGUCACCAAGACGGAUGACCCUGACACAUUUUAUUCCUUCAAGUACCAAAUCAAGGAGGGUGAUUGUCCUGUUGGAAAUGGCACAACCUGGCAGGAUUGCGACUACAAAGAUUCUGAGCAAGCUGCCACAGGAGAAUGCACAGCGACCAUAAGGAAGAGUGAGGAUAUGAGGUUCUCCGUGGCUACCCAAACCUGCCAGAUUACUCCAGCCGAGGGCCCUGUGGUGACAGCCCAGUACGAAUGCCUUGGCUGCCUGCACCCCAUAUCAACUGCAAGCCCCGACUUGGAACCCGUUCUGAGACAUGCUGUGCAAUAUUUUAACAACAACACGGGUCAUUCCCACCUCUUUGCUCUUAGAGAAGUAAAAAAAGCUCAAAGACAGGUGGUGGCUGGAUGGAACUAUGAUAUUACUUACUCAGUUGUACAAACUAAUUGUUCCAAGGCGAAUUUUCUAUUCUUAACUCCAGACUGCAAGUCCCUUUUGAAUGGUGAUAUCGGUGAAUGUACGGGGAAAGCACAAGUGGAUAUUCAGCUAAGAGUUGCUUCUUUCUCACAGAACUGUAACCUUUUACCAGGGGAGGAUUUUGUACAACCACCUUCCAGGAUUUGCGCUGGCUGCCCCAUAGAUAUACCUGUCAACAGCACAGAACUGGAGGAGCCUCUGAAUCAUUCCAUUGCAAAGCUUAACGCAGAGAAUAACGGAACUUUCUAUUUCAAGAUUGACAUUGUGAAAAAAGCAAAAGCACAGGUGGUGGCUGGAAUGAAGUAUUUUAUUGAAUUCACAGCCAGGGAAACCACAUGUUCCAAGGAACGUAAUGACGAGUUGACCGAUAGUUGUGAGAUCCAUAAAUCUGGACAAAUUCUAGACUGUAAGGCUGUAGUCUAUGUGAUACCCUGGGAGAAGAAAAUUUACCCUACUGUCAACUGUCAAUCACUACAAACGAUCUCAUUGCUGAAAAGGCCUCCAGGUUUUUCACCUUUCCGAGCAGCACAAGUGGUGGAAACAAAAGAAGGAACAACUGUAAGUCCACUCCACACUUCCGUGGCACCUGUACAAGACGAAGAGCAGGAUUCAGGAAAAGAACAAGGACCCACUCGUGGGCAUGGCAGGGGCCAUGGAAAGCAAAUAAAACAUGGCCUUGGCCAUGGUUAUAAACACGAGCAUGACCAAGGCCCUGGGCACCAAAGGGGACAUGGCCUUGGCCAUGGACAUCAAAAGCAACAUGGCCUUGGCCAUGGACAUCAACAGAAAAUUAACUAUGGUCUUGAACACCAAGGGACUCAUGGCCUUGGCCAUGGACAUAAACGUGAACAUGGUCGUGGCCAUGUAAAACAUAAAAAUAAAGGAAAAAACAAAGGAAAGCACAAUGGUUGGAAAACAGAGCAUUUGGCAAGUUCUUCUGAAGAUAGUACUACGUCUUCUGCACAGACACAAGAGGAGUCAGAAGGGCCAACACCCCUCCCUUCCCUAGCCCAGCCAGGUGUAGCAGUUACCUUUCCUGACUUUCAGGACUCAGCUCUCUUUGCAACUGUGAUGACUAAUACCCCACUAGCUCCCACAGAUAGUGAUGAUGAUUGGAUCCCUGACGUCCAGAUAGAGCCAAAUAGCCUGUCAUUUAACCUGAUAUCUGAUUUUCCAGAAACAACCCCCCCCAAAUGUCCUGGACGCCCCUGGAAGCCAGUUGAUAGAAUGAAUCCAACUGUGGAAUCUAAAGAAUUUCAUGAUUUCAGUCUCUCUGAUGCUCUUAAUUAAUUUAUGCAGCCACAGGUAUUUCUUUAACACUUUAUCAUCCCUCUCCCCAGUGUCCAAAUAUCCUGAUAUAAGGCACCAAAAACCAUGAAGCUUCAGAACAGCCUAGAUAGAAGUGGUGAGACUCCCAGUGGGGACACUGUCAAUCUCUAUGGAUGACAUAAAACUGUGUGCAGAAUUCUAAAUCCUUUCUGAGUCUUCCUCACAAGUUUUCUUAACUAGCACAGAAAAUAGACAAACUAAUGUGCCUUAUGGCCUACUGCAAUUUGCUUUUCUGAUAAUGAACGUGUACCUUAAAACGCACGUCAUCAAUUUUCAUACAAAGAUUCUUGACAUUCUGAAUAAACUACAGCAUCUGGUCCCCAAACACAUGUGAAAAUAAGGGAAGUCAAGAGACUGAAUGUUGAAAUUCUUAAUGGGGAAAAAAUAAUAAUAAAACCUCCAAGAGGGACAACAAGAAAGGCAGAUUGGCCAAAGGGAGGACAGGGAGAAGUCAAUUAAUUGACUUUCUGUUUCCAAAAGUGGCUAGUUACAUCCAAUAGUUACUCCCACUUGACAAAGCAAUUCUGAGAAUUCUCUUUCUGGGUGAGAGUGUUUCUCAUGAAUCAAUAAUUUCUGUUUACUCAUUAACCACUCUUCGCAACAAGGCUUUCAAA
This is a messenger RNA of Diceros bicornis minor, 2697 nucleotides long. RefSeq names its product kininogen 1 (gene KNG1). Bases 113 to 2044 code for a protein of 643 amino acids. The record is from RefSeq and is a predicted model, not a curated record. NCBI's taxonomy places the organism in Eukaryota, Metazoa, Chordata, Mammalia, Perissodactyla, Rhinocerotidae. Gene Ontology annotation, biological process: negative regulation of blood coagulation; negative regulation of endopeptidase activity; positive regulation of cytosolic calcium ion concentration. Gene Ontology annotation, molecular function: cysteine-type endopeptidase inhibitor activity. Gene Ontology annotation, cellular component: extracellular region; blood microparticle. The transcript is spliced from 10 exons.